Molecule: messenger RNA, 9461 nt
Organism: Triplophysa dalaica
Lineage: Eukaryota; Metazoa; Chordata; Actinopteri; Cypriniformes; Nemacheilidae
Gene: shc1
Product: SHC (Src homology 2 domain containing) transforming protein 1
Exons: 12
Coding region: 4928-6700 (590 amino acids)
Biological process (GO): cell surface receptor protein tyrosine kinase signaling pathway; intracellular signal transduction
Cellular component (GO): plasma membrane
Molecular function (GO): receptor tyrosine kinase binding
Source: RefSeq, a predicted model, not a curated record
CGCGGGGAGAGAUGGAAUCAACACUAGCAUCAGGGAGAAAGAGAGCGAGAGAGAGAGAGAGAGAGAGAGCGAUCAACCAGACAGGGAGGAGAGGAGAAUAGAGGACAGUCGGCUGCAUCGCUCCUCACACACAGACGGAGUUGGAGAGAGGAUGAGAGACUGUGGGGGAAGGAGAGGACAAUAGAAGACCAUUCAUCUCAGCGUUACACAGAAGUGAAUGAGACUGAUGCUAAACAAGAGUGCAAGAGGCAGGAGCGUGACUUUGUUGUUUUAAAGAGAAGAAAUUGAAUGAUGUUUUUAUUUCAGGGAGGGGACUGAACGAAAGAGAGCGCGAGUGAGGAAGAGGAGGGGAAGGAUUGUCUGGCACGCUUAAAAUACUAACGUGACUUUAAUUCGAACACAGAGGACAUUUUUGCCUAAAAUGUGGAUGUCGUUUUUGCCUUCAAGGACUUGAAUGAAUUGCUAUUCUUUUUUUGCAACAAAACAACAGAUGAGAACUACACAGUGAGGGGAAAAGACAUUAAAAACUCUUUAAACUCUUUUAUACAUUUUGCUUUUACUAUUUUGGAUGCGAACAUGAACUGAGAUGUUUUUUAAUGAAGAUAGGGACUUCUGUUUUUAAAAUGCAAAUUUAGAGUGUAGAAUAUUUUUUUUUAAGUUAUUUAAAUGUUAUGCAGACAAAAUCAGGUUUUUUAUGCAAGACUUUUAGAAGUCUUUAUUUGUAGUGUCAUACCGGUGCUUUCAUAGAUAUCCCAAUCAGGAAGACUUUUGAUGCCUGCUAGUUUCGCUUGCUUUAGCCGGAAGUGUGGGCAAGAGCGUGUGUGCAUGCGUGUAUAUUUGUGUGUGUGUGCACUUCUGAGCAAUAUUUGAUUUCCUUGUUGGACUGAUGCCACUAGUGCGCUGUGUGUACGUGUGUGUUCCAGUCUGUGUGUGUGUCUGAGUAAGAAUGUCAACACGCAUUACUUAAGUGUUGGUGAUAAUAGCAACUAAACUUUCCCAUCCCGUGUCAGUGUUUGCUGCAGAUGCUGUGUGAUUCAGGCUGUUUUUGUUGCAGUGAUCUGAAACGCAGCUUUCCUGGAGUCUGAUUGGACGGAGAGGAGGCGACAGAUUUUGUGUUGGCGAAACUUGUCGGCUUUUGUUUGGGUUCUGUCAUGACUUCGUCUCGCACGAUUUUUCCUCAGUCUGUUACCAUGGCAACAGCUUUGUGGUCAUGUUAAGUUCCAGUGCUUUGUUUCGUAACUUCAGCGCUAGUGCGCUGUCCCAGGUUACAGUUUAAACUCAAUGUUAGAUAAGAGCUGUGCCUUCAGAUCAGGUCAUCUAGGUGCUCUCUCUUAAUCCUUUAUUCUUUCUGUGUAUUUCUAAAUCAGAAUUACACAACAGUUGCCAUAGUCAACUUUGGCUGCAAUCCUCCAAUCCUUAAACCUUCAGUGCAUUGAUAGCCCUACAGAUCCUACUUUUUUCUACUGUCGGAAGUGUUGAAUCAUUGAUUUAUUGUGUUGCUUUGUACUGUUUUGUUGGUGGUGUAGUUAAACUCAGGUCUUAAUUUUUGGUAUUUAUUGUCAAACGCAUUGUGGAGCUCAACUGCACUGAAAAAACAAUAUCAUAUCAACAAGUUAUCAUUUGGACUUUGAGACUAACAGUUUCACAUUAAUCACACAGACAGAGGUUGGACCUGUUGGCCGAAUUGGUACCAUUGUUCACAAUAAUCUCUCAAUUGUGGCAACUGGUUACUGUUUGCUUAACUUUAGUUGCACUUAAGACAAAUCGUGACCCUGACCUCCCUUCAGGUUACAAUGCAGCCAAUGUUGCUUUGACUGCAUAACUCAUUGACUCUGAUCAUGUUUACUGGAUUGUGAUCAUAUCAAAAUUGGGAUGCUGCCAUAUUUCAAAUGGACAGGUGCUACACCCAAGCUUGGUUACCAUAGUCUGAUUUACUGUUCUUGAAGCAUUGUUCUCAAUACUGUUACAGGAAUUGAAAUAGUUACUCUGCACUGGUUCUCCUUAACACUGUGCCGCUUUUGUGCCAGGUUCUGUCUACAUCAAUAACAAGAUCUUGACAUGAUGCACGACUCUGUAUCACAGCCACAAUCUGGCCACUUUUGUUCGAUCACACAAUAAUGACUGUGCCAUAGAAAUCAAUUGUACAGUUUACAGACAUAUGAAGUUCCAGAGGCCUGUAAAGUACAUGCUUGUUGUUCUUUGUAAACUAUAAGGGUCUUUGCUCACCUGGCCUGUUAGAAGCUGUAUAGAUGCAGUUGAGUUGUCGUACAUCUCAGACCAUGGGGAUUGUGCCGUACUGCAGCUGAGAUAACAGUCCAGCCAGCUCGUCUUUGAUUGCCAGUCACAACUGUUUGCAUGGACUUAAAGGUCUCACGUAUGCUCCCUUAGCCUACAUCUGAAGCAAACACGUCUUCUUUUUGGUGCUCAAGGUUUUUUGGAGCUCACACACUGGUGCUAUUGGAAAAAUUUGACGGCGAGUUAUCACCAAAUAAGCCUGAAGUGGUUUUGUGGGCUCUUAUGUAAAAUAUAUGCAGUGAAAACCAUUGUAAAUGGAACAAAACGAAAGUUGACUAGGCUUGGCUGGAGAUUGGGAGACUGUUAUGUUCUCUAAAGAGAUCUUGAACCGAUAAUCAUUUGAGAGUUUCAAAGUUACCCCGAGCAUAUAUCAGUUUGAUAGCUCGGAACUGUUCGAGGGUCUAAGGCUGUUGCGCCUCUAUCAGAGGUUAUGAAGUGGUUUACAUUGGGGACACGCAUUGGUGCGGUUCAUUUGGGCGGAUGACUUUGCUAAAUGAUGUUUGGAGGUUAGGUUUUCACUCAGGAAACAGAUCUAUAAAGAGCCGCUCCAUCAGAGACCGUUUGUCUGAUUUCGAGGUGUCGUUUAGGGUAAUGAGCGUGUGAUUGAUUUUCCGGUUAGUGUCUAAUGAGAACAUAUAUCAAAAAAUCUCUGGAGAAGGUACUUCAGAUUUGGCCAAUCGGGUUUUAUUAUUGUCACCCUGACAGGAGCUUGUUGCUUCGGGAACAUCACAUUUUGAUCGUCACACUUUAACUUUUUCACUGGUCACACCAAACUGAAACUUAUGAGUGAGUCUUUAAAUGGUGCUCAAAAUCAUAUUAUCUUCAAUACAGCCAUAUUUAACCGAUCUUGUUUCUACAACUUUAAAACUUAGCUGUUUCUGAGUCUACUUGGUCUUUUUCUAAACCAUAUUUCUACAAACUGUUCGUUAUCAGGGUUGUUUAUGGGUCCUUUGUAUACACUUUUAAAUUCUUUCUAUCUGAGUUUUAUUGCAUCAGUGACUUAUUGUCCGAAAGACUAAGUUAAAGAUUAUAAAAGGCUCAGGUGUUACGUUUUUUUUUAGAAAAGAUAGGAGUAACGGGACAGCCUGGAGAACGGGAAAGAAGUCGUGGGUGGGGGAGAGGGGGAGCGAGAGAUCAUCUGGAAGAAGAGGGCAAGUGUGCUGGAGAGGGAGAGAGAGCAGGAGAGGCAGAAGGUGGAGGAGGAGGAGAGGAACGCUGUGGAGUACACCGUGUGGAGGCUGAGGGAGGGAUUUCAGGAAAGGAGAGAGAAAGAGGAGGAUAGUCUCAAGGGGAGGAGUGCAGAGGGUGGGAAAGAAGCGCAGCCCGAGGUUAUCUGGAAAAAAAGAGAAGAGGAGGAGGAGAAAGACAGGGAUAGAGGUCGCCUUUGUGACAGAGGUCCCAGAAUCAUCUGGAGGAGGAGGGAAAGAGAGUGACCGCUGUGGAUGUGUCAGCACUAAUGCUUCUCAGAUGUGUGACGGGAAAUGAGGUGACAGAUUUGGAGAGAAUAAGAUUAGUCCAGACUAUAGCCUACGUGUGAACUACAUAGUGUACAACAUCUGUUACAUGGUGUAUAAAAUUGAGUGUUACAUUUUAAGCCUAGCCUAUAAAAACGACCACAUUAAUAUAUUUACGUACUUUAUGGUGCUUACAUUGCAAAGCCAUUAAAAUAACCAUUAUCGACAUACAGUUUCAAGUACCUAUACAUAACGUUUUAAUUUCGCUUAAUGUUUUUUAAUGUGAGCGGCUCAAUAAAUCAUUUAGAAGAACUUUAGGUUUAUAGUCAAUAUAGCAACACAUUUUAUUCAAAUCAUAAUUUUACAGAUCAAGGGCCCACUAUUGAAGACACAUUAUUACUUUUAACACUUGGACUAAAUUAAGUCUAUAAAGCAGUGAUGGGGAUAAAGACGAUCACUUGUGUGUGUAAAGAGUCAUGAUCUAAACCUUGACUUUAUCAUUAAGUGAUCUGCGUUCACUGGAUCAGUACUUUAGAAUUUUCCGUCCAUCUAUUCCCGCUCACUUCCUCUCUCUCUUUCACUUGCUAUUGAUCGAUCUGUCUGUCUGACGGAAGCCUCCUCUCUCGGAGUCUCAGCUGCAUCUAAUAGGCUUUUUAUGGGACUCUGUCAGACAAGAGCUACUAGAGUGGAGUCCGGUACAUGCACAGACACACACGUACACGGAGGCAUUUAAAACAACAGUACUGUCUUUCACACAGGCGGAUCACAUCUGGUGCACAAAUUAGAAAUGUACCAAUGUCAUGACAAUCAUCCUUGAGUCAAAUUUUUCGUGCUUUGAGAAUCGAACCUAAGACGCUCUAUGCAGACCUUAGAUCUGAUGCAAACUUUUCUACGCCUUGCAUAUGACAACAGUGAUUCUGAUGUCUCUGUGAUCUAGGCUGGUGCUCCUCGGAAUAGCUUUUUUCCACCAUCUGGUUUAUCGUCCCACUUUUUGGACUAAGCUGUCUGCCCACUGUCAUCUCUCCGGUGUGAUGAUGAAGCGAUCAAUGGAUGGAGAAAAACAGAGGACUGUAAAAGAAAAGACAAGACAAGUUAUUGAUUGUAAUAAAGAGAGACGUAGGGAGACAUAAAAAGAAUAUAAAGAGCUUCACUGGACACUGAGACGGUGAACAAUCAUCAUGGAACUCAUCCCCAAAACCAAAUACACGCCGUUCAGGAGUGACUCCUUUAGCUCGACGGACGAGACUGCGUCCAAUCCUUCCCUUCCUUCUUCCGCUCCUCUCACUCCUCUCACCCCUCCCGGCAUCCCUCCUUCUUUCUCUUCCUCCUCACUCACCCCCAUCCUCCCCCCUACCUCUCCACGGCAGGCUGAGAACAGCCCCACCACCCUCUGCUCCUUCUUUCCCAGGAUGGGAGCCCUACGGCUGGGAGUGUCUUCCACUCUCCUCCCAGGCCUGAAGGCCUCCAGCAGGCCGACAGGUGCGGCGGGCGGUCAGGGAGGUUCGGGGGAAUCUCCGGAAGACGCCGGCACCCCGGCCGCCAGUUCUUCUCCUCUCCUUUCUCUAACAGCCCCGUCUCCUCCUCCUCGUCCUCCACAGGAUAUGAACCGGCUGGGCGGGGCCUCGCGUAGGGCCCGAGUGGAAGGCGGCCAGCUAGGCGGGGACGAGUGGACGCGGCACGGUUCCUUCGUCAACAAACCCAUGCGAGGUUGGCUGCACUCGGACGGUGUGGUCAGCACGACCGGGGUCUCUUACACUGUCAGGUAUAUGGGCUGCGUAGAAGUGCAGCAGUCUAUGAGAGCACUGGACUUCAGCACCAGAACUCAGGUUACCAGGGAGGCAAUAUCAGUUGUGUGUGAGGCAGUGCCAGGAGCCAAAGGAGCUCAACGCAGAAGAAAGCCAAGCUCUCGAUGCCUCUCCUCCAUUUUAGGGAAGAGUAAUCUCCAAUUUGCUGGGAUGAUAAUCAACCUGACUGUGUCAACCAGCAGCUUAAACCUACUGGCAGUUGACUGCAAACAGAUUAUCGCCAACCAUCACAUGCAGUCCAUCUCUUUUGCGUCAGGAGGAGACCCAGACACAGCAGAGUAUGUAGCCUACGUCGCCAAAGACCCUGUCAAUCAAAGAGCGUGUCAUAUCCUGGAGUGUUCAGAGGGAUUGGCUCAGGAGGUCAUUAGCACCAUCGGUCAGGCUUUUGAACUCCGUUUCAAGCAGUAUCUGAAGAACCCCCCUAAACUGGUCACCCCUCACGACCGGAUGGCUCCGUUCGACGGGUCAGCGUGGGAGGAAGAGGAAGAAGACCUGGCUCCACCCCCAGACGUUCCGUAUUAUAAUAACUUUCCUGGCAAACAGCCUCCUCCUGGAGGUUUGCUUGACAUGAGGAUCCGCCAAGGCCACAGCACGGGAUCCACAUUGCCGUAUGGACAGCCCAGCCAGAACGAUAUUCACAAGCAGCCACUACCUCCUUUACCAGUGGGAGUUAAGGAAGGAGGCUUGUUUGAUGACCCUUCGUACGUCAAUGUGCAUAAGUCCCGCCCUCCAGCGGCGGCAGCAGCCAACGGGAAUGCUCACAGAGAUGCAUUUGACAUGAAACCAUUUGAUGAUGCUUUAGGUGUGUCAGGUGCAGUGGCGCCUCCUCUGGCAGAGCAGCUGCAGAACGAGCCUUGGUUCCAUGGUCCUCUAAGCCGCAGACAGGCCGAGCGGCUUUUGACGAAGGAUGGAGACUUUCUGGUGCGGGAGUCAGGCACCACACCAGGCCAAUAUGUCCUCACUGGACAGCAGGGCGGUCAGCCCAAACACCUGCUUCUGGUGGAUCCUGAGGGAGUGGUACGCACCAAAGAUCACCGCUUCGAGAGCGUUAGUCACUUGAUCAGCUAUCACAUGGACAACCGGCUACCAAUUAUCUCUGCAGGAAGUGAAGUGUGUCUGCAGCAGCCAGUUGAGCGCCGAAUUUGAGAGAAACAUGAUGGGAUUUUUCUUUACCGUGCUAAAAAAGCUUUCGUUUCCCACUUUUUUUGCCAGACUGUUUUAGAACUUUCUUCAACUGGGAGUAUAAGCUAAUCAUAGCAGAGUCAUAAAAAAACGAAUUUUAUCAGAAUUUUAUAUGCCGUCAACCACGGACCAUGAAAUUUUAAAGCGAUGCUAUCAUUACUCAAGGACUUAAAGACGUUUGAAAUGAGCGAGUACAAAAAGCCAAACUGAAAUGGUGAGACGUCUAAAAGAGGAAAAAGGAACCAGUAUUGGGUGUGACAUCACUUCCUUAAACCAAUGUCAUGUCUUUCAGACUGAGGUGCACCUGUAACCAUGGCAACAGACUUAGGCAUUCAUAGAGUUGAUGUAAAUCAGAGCACCUUUGUAGCACUCUAAAAAUUGGGAUGCAAUGGAAAUAAUCUGAAGACUAAUGACUCAUUAUAAAAAAAGAGAUGUUUCGUUUGUGAAGAUAAUGCGUUCGAUUUAUUCUUGAAUGAAAAUGCAAAACUUUAAAGAGAAAACAAAGCUCCUACAACUCACUUUCGCCAUGAAAUGAAUCGCAUCUGUUGCGAUUCCAACUGGAAUAUGACUGCGGAAGAGCUCAUGCCAGAGGAUAAAACUCCGAAUUGCCCCUCGUUUUCCCCCCGAAAUGCCCUUUACAGAAUUCUGAUGUGAUCCCGGGAAAGAUUAGGAAUUUUGGCCAUUUGGGAACACCCCUGAACAUGUGAAAGCUUUAGCAGCCAGCACAGGUGCUGUGUGGAAUUUUCCUUAUGCAAAUAUGCAGAUGCUGUGAGGGACUAAUCCUAGGCUUUGUAAGGUAUAAUACAGAUAUACUCAAUUACUGGAAAAAGGGAUGUUUCUCUUCCCUAUAACAUCAUCCAUCUGUCUGGGAGAACAAGGAGAGAAUGAACCAUGAAGUGCAUUGUGGAUGCGAGUAUAAAUCUUUAAUCUGAAAAGGACAAAUGGGCUGAACUGUAAAGAUGAAGUAUGAAGACUGUUUAAGAUCAAAGAGAUCUGCAUUAAAGCCUUCCUAUGAUGUCAUUUUAACCAAGAAUUUGAAUAUUUGUUGCAAUGAUGUCAUUUCCUUAAACAGUGGACGACUUCGUUGGUUUAAUUCUUCAUGUGUUGGGAAAUGGAGCGAAGACUAUUUUUCUUCUGCUGCUUUUUCGUGUUGACUUUUCUUCUUUGUUGGCAUUGACAAUCGAUCUUCACGUCUAUUGAUGAAGUGCUUCUGUAUGUUUAGUUACAAAACAAAGAAUAUAAUGUGUAUUCUGGAACAUUCAUGCUUUUUCAACAUUCACCGUGAUCACUCUGCUGCAUUUUAAUGAUGUGUUUUUGUGGGUGGGGCAGGAUUGCUUGACUUUCCUUACCUGUCAAACUCUGGAGGCCUUCAUUAUGGUGGGAAAAAACACUCCAAAUAAUUUCUAAACAUUACGGCUUUUUCGCCACCACAAAGUACAGUUUCUGUAUAACCACAAACAGGAAGAGGCAGGGAGGACACAAGGUUCUUCUUCAUUUUUUCCUUAUUUGAUCAUUUUUUUAUGUUCUGGAUUGUGCCUUUUCACCCAACACAGACACUCCAAUAUAACACAGUCACCUUUUGUAGAUCUACAGUAGGGACAUAAACAGGUAAAACCUGCAAAAAUGACACAAUGAGGUUUAAUACAGAUUUGGGGAAAGCAAUCUUCAUUUUCCCUUUGCAUGUUCUUUUUGCCUUGCUGUUAUAAUGUGCUCUUAGUUUAGUGCUGAACUGUGGUUACAAUAAAACUGUUCGGUUUCAUCUUUAACUUACGACUAAGAACACAUUCUGUUUGUGGAAAGCAAUGCUUAACACCCUAGAAGACAACUUGUAUAUAUGCUUUACAUUUGCUAACAGCUAUGUAGUUUAUGUCUGUAAGUGUAUCACAUCUAAAAUCUGUCAAUAACAUUGUAAAUCUGUCGAGAGUUGUCAGAUUUAUAGCAGAUUGUACUGGGUCAUUUACAAAUCCCGAAGACAACAAAGAAAAACAAAGAUUUCACAAUGUCAACAAUAACCACAUUGAUAUCAUAAUUUGGUCUUCACACAGCCGCCACAAAUCUGUAAAUGAGACCCAUCACAGGCCAUAUAUGGCUGCUUUGUGAAUCUAAAAUUGGUACCUGGUGACUUGCUUUGGUAUUUGUGAUGUUCAGUCAGCAUUGAUUAUAACCAUCCCUCACAUUAAUUGUGAAUUUGAAUGGGUUGUAAUCCAAAUGUAUGCUUAUAGCAUAAAAAGAAUGGUUUGUUUGAUUUUCUGUUUGAUGUGCUGAUGGACUAUUGGAUCUGUUUUUUCUGUCUGAGUAUUUGUGUGUGAACUCGUAUGUAUGGACUUGGAGGGCUGAAACAUAUCAAAUAAUCUAGCUUUUGUACACCACUGAACCGUUUGCUCAUUUUCAUAUUUCACAGUGGCCUUUUGUUGCAUGAAAUCACUUCAUGUUGUAGAGGUAAUGGUGACUUUUGUGCUGUGGUUGGUUGGUUGCUAUUUUCUAAGCCAAAGGCUUUUUUACUGGUUUACCUAUAUAAAUAUUUUAUUCCAUGUUUAUGAUUAUUUUAAUGAUCAUUUUUAUGUUGUUGUUCUUUGGAGAAAACAUAAAUGUUUACACGUGUAUCUCAAACAAUAGAUUACAUAUAAAUACAUAUACUGUAUCAUUCACCUUUCCUGAUGUGUUUAAUUAGACCUGUUGCAUUGUUUAGCAUAAAGUUGUUCAUUAUAAAACUCAAUUCUAUGCA